Messenger RNA from Polyodon spathula (Mississippi paddlefish), 1718 nucleotides. Its product is annotated as tumor necrosis factor alpha-induced protein 8-like protein 2. The transcript has 2 exons. The record is from RefSeq and is a predicted model, not a curated record. Gene Ontology annotation, cellular component: cytoplasm. Lineage: Eukaryota; Metazoa; Chordata; Actinopteri; Acipenseriformes; Polyodontidae. The coding region runs from base 22 to 639 and encodes 205 amino acids. Gene Ontology annotation, biological process: regulation of apoptotic process.
CAGACCUCUCUGUGCUUUACAAUGCUUCCCUAUGCUUCACCAGACCUCUCUGUGUUUAAUUACUCUCCCCAGCUAGUCAUGGAAGCUUUCAGCUCGAAGGACGUUGCCAUGCAGGUUCAGAAGAAGAUUCUGAGCCGCAUGGCCGGCAAGUCGAUGGUCCACAUGUUCGUGGACGACACGAGCAGCGAGAUCCUGGACGAGCUGUACCGCGUGUCCAAGGAGUACACGGGCAACCGGGGAGAGGCUCACAAGAUCAUGAAGGACCUGGUGAAGGUGGCGGUCAAGAUCGGAGUCCUCUACAGACACAACAAGUUCAGUGCGGAGGAGCUGCAGCUGGCGGACGAGUUCAAGAGGAAGCUGCAUUUCGGAGCAAUGACAGCGAUCAGCUUCUACGAGGUGGAAUUCACCUUCGACAAGGCUGUGAUGUCAGAGAUACUCACCGACUGUCGGGACAUGCUUUUAAAACUGGUGGACAAACACCUCACCCCCAAAUCCCACGGGAGAAUCAACCACGUUUUCAACCACUUCUCCGACAAAGAGCUCCUGACCCAGCUCUACAACUCCAAGGGCCCGUUCUGGGGGCACCUUCAAAAGAUCUGCACGGCUAUGAACAAACUGGUGGAGGAGGGCAAGCUAUAGGGCGCCCCCUUGUGGAGACAGGGUGGAACUGCUACUGAAAAAAAAGACCAUACUUUUUUUUUUUUUUUUUUUUUUUUUUUGUAAUUCAGCAGACGCUUUUAUCCAAAGCCUAGGGGGGUGCACUAUGCAUUUACUGCUGCUGCAGAGUCGCUUCCAAUAGGACCUCGUUUGUUUUCCGAAGGACGGAGCACAAGGAGGUUCAGUGACUUGCUCAGGGUCCCGCACAGGGAGUCAGUGGCUGAGCCGGGAUUGGAACCUCCUGGUAUCGACCCGCUGGACCAGCGAGCCUCUAUUCGUUUUACGGACUUGACAAGAAUGGAAAUCUGUUUUAAAUGCAGAAUAUCCACAGAACUCGGAAUUCUAGGCUAUUUUUUUAUUUUUAAUUUUUUUUUAAAUACCAAUAUUUGAUCUGAAAUCUAAUGCAAAUCUGCUCAUUUGUAAUGUAUUCUAUUUUUUAUUUUUUUUUGUGUGAUUUAGGUUUGUCUUUUUAGUCAGGACCUGAUAUAAGUAGUUGAUAUAUAGUAAUUGAUAUCUGUGACCGGGAGACUGAACUAAUUUCAACACAGUAUAGCUUUCUGUAUUGUUAAAAAAAAAUUGAUUUGGUUAAUCCCUUUAAAUGUUAUUUGUUUUGUCAUAUUAUUAUUAUUAUUAUUAUUAUUAUUAUUAUUAUUAUUAUUAUUAUUAUAGUUUAAUAACGCCGCUGGAAACUUUCAUUCUCCUCGCAGAUCGCUGCAUGUUUUAAGUUUGUAAAGCCCUUUGUAGUUUUCAUUUUUGAGAUCAGUUACUGUAAAAUGCGACCAGGACAGACCCCAGCGAAGAUGUUCUCGCUAAGGAAAGAAAUCCCUUAGCAUUCCCUGCUCUAAACCUCCAUUCUCUCCAGAUCCCGUCAGAGCAGUGAGUGAUAUACAGCCCUGGCUAAAAGUGUUGCAUCGCCUAGAAUCUUAGGAUUGAGACAAAAAAACUACCUGAACACGAUUUUGAUCUUUUAUUUAACCUCGUGUCAUCAAAGGAACUGCUAUCGCAAAAGCCUACCUGAAGGAAUAGCAGCACAGUGUUCAACGUUAGAUUUUGUUCCGUUU